AUGUCAUCGUUUGUGGCGGACGCAAAACGUCUCUUCGGUACUGCCAAUUUAUACGAAUUGCUGCAAUUGAAAAAAUCGAAAUCGAAGCGAAACGAGUGCAGCCAAGCCGAAAUUAAGAAGUCGUUCUUGAAGCUCGCAGUGCGAUUUCACCCCGACAGAUGCAGCGAUGAAACGAAAAAAGUUGAAACAACCGCGAAAUUUCAGAUUUUGAAUCGCGCCUACAGUGUGCUAUCCGAUAAGCAGAAACGAGCAGUUUACGAUGAAACAGGUAUAAUAGAUGAUGAUGUUGAAAUCAGCUCGGACGAUGUGGACCUUGUGGCCUGGGGUCGGAUGAUGUUCAAAAAGGUGACGAAACAGGACAUCGAUCAAUUCAUUCAGGAAUACAGAGAUUCCGGAGAAGAAAGGAGCGCAGUGAAAGAAGCUUAUAUAAAUCACAAUGGAGAUAUGCGCAAGAUUCUGGACACUGUACUGGGUGUUACCUAUGAGGAUGAGGAGCGUUUACGCAGCAUGAUCAACGAGAUGAUCGAAGCCAGCGAACUCAAAGCAACACGCAAGUUCCUUGCAGAACCCGAAAAACGGAAAACCAGACGUAUCAGAGCGGCGAAGCGCGAAGCCGAGUCGAAGGAAGGCGAAGGUGCGCUCGUUGAGCUGAUACAGAAUCGACAGAAGCAAAAAUUGGCAUCGCUGGAUGCAUUCUGCGAUUCUCUUGCCGAAAAAUAUGCCAAAAAGCCGGGAAGAGCAAAAAAGUGA
Molecule: messenger RNA, 750 nt
Organism: Gongylonema pulchrum
Lineage: Eukaryota; Metazoa; Nematoda; Chromadorea; Rhabditida; Gongylonematidae
Source: the annotation of a GenBank genome assembly